GGUGGUCACAAUCGUCACAUUCGUCCUAACAGUACGACGCGUUGGCUGAUAUCAAGUUGUUCUUAUGCUACGCAGCCGUUGUGUUCACUGAUUCAGGUGUGCAAUAGCUAUUUAAACAAUAACGCCCCUACUGGCCGGGGGGCGUGACCAUUAGGAAUACGGAUUCCAAUAUUCCAUGUGGAACUUCGGCCAUGUUCAUUAAGUAGGCCUUGGUUGAACUUGAUUAGAAAGAGUGGACACACUGAGACAACUUUUUCUUUCCACAGUUGUUAAUUAUUGUAAUUGAAGUGGAAACUCCAAGGCUGUGAAAAGUAAUCGAUUAUGAAAAAUAUUCUUAAGCUAACCUUAGCUAUUAUAAAACCGGAUGUAGUGAAAGUUCCUUUUACCCUACAGCAAAUCCACAGUAAGAUAUUAACGGCUGGUUUCUACAUAGUUCAAAGCCGUACUGUAAACCUUUCUUGUCAGCAAGUUGAGAAUUUUUAUACAGAACAUACUGGAAGGUUUUUCCAUAAACGGCUUGUAACAUUCAUGAAAAGUGGACCUAUUCAUGCACAUAUCCUAGCUCAUCCUGAAGCCAUUCAAUUGUGGCGUAAGAUUAUGGGACCAACAAAAUCUUUUGUAACACAAUAUGAAGCCCCUGACACCAUUAGAGGAUCAUUCGGCCUUACUGAUACGAGAAAUUGUACUCACGGCUCCGAUUCUGAAACAUCAGCAAUGAGAGAGAUCAAGUUUUUCUUUCCUCAAUUCAACUAUGAGGAAUGGUUGGAGAAACAGGAGUCCGUUUUAAGAAAAUGAAUAUGCAGUAUUGUGUACUCCACCUUCACUCACAGCAAAAAAUAGAAGUUAGGGUUGUAAGUAAGAAUUUGCAGGUAAACAAUACAUUAGUGGCUGUCAA
Daphnia magna is the source of this 895-nucleotide messenger RNA. Its product is annotated as nucleoside diphosphate kinase 6. Bases 322 to 795 code for a protein of 157 amino acids. Gene Ontology annotation, biological process: GTP biosynthetic process; CTP biosynthetic process; UTP biosynthetic process. Gene Ontology annotation, molecular function: nucleoside diphosphate kinase activity. The transcript has 5 exons. The record is from RefSeq and is a predicted model, not a curated record. NCBI's taxonomy places the organism in Eukaryota, Metazoa, Arthropoda, Branchiopoda, Diplostraca, Daphniidae.